This is a messenger RNA of Clupea harengus (Atlantic herring), 495 nucleotides long. It is a transcript of the gene ferd3l, whose product is annotated as Fer3 like bHLH transcription factor. The record is from RefSeq and is a predicted model, not a curated record. Gene Ontology annotation, biological process: developmental process; regulation of transcription by RNA polymerase II. NCBI's taxonomy places the organism in Eukaryota, Metazoa, Chordata, Actinopteri, Clupeiformes, Clupeidae. Gene Ontology annotation, molecular function: protein dimerization activity; RNA polymerase II transcription regulatory region sequence-specific DNA binding; DNA-binding transcription factor activity, RNA polymerase II-specific.
AUGGAAAUCCAUGCGUCCGUGAUGGAUUCAACACUAUUUGACAUCGUCGGUGACAUUGACGUUAUGGAAGUGCACUCGGAGACAGCAAUGGUGCCAAAACAGGGCCCAAGGACACUGAAUGGCUCGGAUUUUCGAGAGCGACACUUCUGCAACUUUAGCCAGAGCUCUCAAACUGGUGGAGUGGAUACCUGUUCUCAUUUCGCGAACUGUGCGCCGUUGACGGAUGAGGGCACAUCCGCUUAUGGACCCGGCAGUCAAACUGGAAGGUCAAAACGGAGACGCGUGAUUAGCACGGUCCAGCGACAGGCCGCUAACAUCAGGGAGCGCAGACGUAUGUUCAGCCUCAACGAAGCCUUUGACGAGUUACGGAAAAAAGUGCCCACUUUCGCAUAUGAGAAAAGGCUGUCGAGGAUCGAAACGCUGCGCAUAGCUGUAGUGUACAUUUCCUUUAUGACGGAUCUACUGAAAAAACAGCCUUAUGUCAACCGGGAAUAA